Messenger RNA from Python bivittatus (Burmese python), 7827 nucleotides. The record is from RefSeq and is a predicted model, not a curated record. NCBI's taxonomy places the organism in Eukaryota, Metazoa, Chordata, Lepidosauria, Squamata, Pythonidae.
UCUUAUUAUUUAUUACUAUUAUUUUUGGCUUUGUUAUUUCACAGGUUUCCUGGCUUGAGCCCUUGCAUUGGUUCUGCCUGGGGAAAACCCCGUGUGGCAUAAAAUGCGAGCCUUGGGGUUGAUCUGGAUACACGGCUAUAUAAAUCGAAGAAAUAAACAAAUAGGCUGUGGGAGGAAAAAAGGAAAGGCUCAUGGUGGCUGUAGGGGAAUGUAAUUUGAAAGGAGGAGGAGGGGCAAUAUGCUGCUUCAGUUGGUGUUAUUAAGUGGAGCUUCCAAAUCCAGAGGCAGUGUAUACUUCGCUAUGGUAAAAAUUUUGGGGGGGAGAUUAGUGAGAGCUGCUGUCUUCAUGCUCUCCUGAUGCGCUUUCCAAGAGGUAGUUGCUGGCCAUUGUGGAAACUGGGCAGCCAAAAAUGGACUUUAGCCUUUGGCAAAGUUCUUGUUUAGUUAUCCAGGCCAUCUUUAGCAAAAGGAAACUAAGUACAACAGCAAAACAAAGGCAGCUGAAAGCCAAACCAGUUGGGCUAGUUUGGCAGAGGAGCAGCUUGGCCAGCAUAGUGUUGGUCAUAGUAAUAUGGGUGGCAAAAUGGUGUUCGGCGCAGCGCCUGGUGACAGGUGCUUAAGCAGGAUAGACAAGUCCCUGGCACCUGCGUCAUCACAUCUUCUUGGUGCCCGAGUCCAAAUACCUGCUCAAGCAGGUGGUAGAGUUCUCGAUGUAACAUCUGAUCCCUGGAAACAUCUGCUCAGUAAUAUAAAACACUGGUACAGAUGGUAUGAGGGGAACAAUCAGGCUUUGAAAUUAACAUAGGGUUUGGUGUAUACAGUACAUUUAUAGGGCUUUCUCGAAAGCAUUGGCAAGGAAUACAUAUUACACUAAGUUUUUAUAACUUGGACAAUUGAAGCUGCCUAUAAAACAUAAGGCUUUAAACCCCAGAUAUGUCGGCUGUAGCUCUGUGUAAUGAGUUGAAAGCUUGACUUUUCUGGUUUUACAUGGUGAGGCUUUUCUUUUGUAGACUCGCCUGUAGACAUAAUGCUUCGUGUGUAAAAACAUGAAGGUAGGCCUGUUUUGCAUAGAAAGAGGACUUUAGUAUGUGCCCCAGAAAAAUAUUUCCCUUGAAAAGCUGUGCAUUCCUGACAAGGUUUGUAUCUGCUUCCCUACUCGAAAUCGGCAACUGAAAGUCUGGCACAUUUGCACAACUCUGCAGAUAACUUUUUGCACUUGGUUUCGUAAAUGAAUAAAGUGCUCGUUCUUUCUUUGUGUAUUUGAGUUGUUUUCUAAUUGCUUCCCAUAUUUUUAUUUCAUACAAACUGAACAAUUGUGGCCCCUCUAUUUUAUUUAUAAAGGUUCAGUGUAUCUUUGCCUGCCUACAUCAAUCUGCAAGGGAGUUGCAGAAAAGCCUCAUGUUCAUCGAGCCAAAAGAUCUUCUGUGGUCUGGACCCAGAUUGUUUUUUUACAUAAAUAUCUGACUACGGAUCUAAUUAUGGUCAGCACCAUACUUAGAGAUGAAACCAGACAAAGGGUGAAGUUUACAGAUGAACGAGUCUGCAAGAGCCAUCUUCUGGACUGUUGCCCUCAUGAUAUUCUAGCAGGGACGCGCAUGGACCUUGGGGAGUGUACAAAAAUUCAUGAUUUGGCGCUAAGAGCAGAUUACGAGAUUGCAAGUAAAGAGAGGGACCUGUUCUUUGAGCUGGAUGCAAUGGACCACUUGGAAUCUUUCAUUGCUGAGUGUGAUAGAAGAACAGAACUGGCUAAAAAACGACUUGCAGAAACUCAGGAGGAGAUCAGCGCUGAAGUGGCUGCAAAGGCAGAGAAAGUGCACGAACUCAAUGAAGACAUCGGCAAGCUCCUGGCUAAAGCUGAGCAGUUAGGAGCUGAAGGGAAUGUGGAUGAAUCCCAGAAGAUCCUGAUGGAAGUUGAGAAAGUCCGUGCCAAGAAGAAAGAAGCAGAGGAGGAAUACCGCAAUUCUAUGCCUGCAUCCAGUUUCCAGCAACAGAAGCUGCGUGUCUGUGAGGUCUGUUCUGCAUACCUCGGUCUCCAUGACAACGAUCGUCGUCUUGCUGAUCAUUUUGGAGGCAAAUUGCAUUUGGGCUUCAUUCAGAUCCGUGAGAAACUGGACCAGUUGCGGAAAACCGUAGCUGAAAAGCAGGAGAAGAGAAACCAGGACCGGUUGAGGAGGAGGGAAGAAAGAGAGCGAGAAGAGCGUGUGGGACAACGAUCUGGAUCAAGAAAUAGAGAUCGCAGAAGAUCACGAUCUCGAGAGCGGAGGCGGCGACGUUCACGAUCCCUUUCCCGCGAGAAGCGAAAAUCCCGCUCCAAGUCUCGAGAACGAGAGAGGCACCGACGCCACCGUAGCCGUUCCCGAAGUCAUAGUCGGGGCCACCGACGUGGAUCCAGAGACAGGAGCUCCAAACAUAAAUCCUCUAGGGACCGGUCUUCAAGAGAGAAAUCGCGGGACCGGGAGAAGAAAGAGAAGAGUUCUUCUGAACGACGGCAUGAGAGCACCAAUGGCAAAUCUCGCUCAAAGAGGUCGGAGGAGAGGGAAGCUGGCGAGAUCUGAACUCCUGCAAGAACCUUCUUGUACUGUAAAUAGUCUUGAGAAGCAUUCUACACGGCCCAAAUCUCUCAUUUAUAUUAACGGAAUACAGCACAUCUUUUGUAGUUCUGAAUUUCUAUUGUUUCUGCAGCUAGCAAUGACAGUUCCCUGCCAUUGACCGAAACUUCGUUUUUAUUAAGUAUAAACAGACCCAGCAGCCAGUGAUCCACCCAAAUUAAUUCCUUAAACAGAAUGCAGCUGCUGGAAAGCAAUCCUGUGAGAAGGAUUGUGAUCUGCUUUAAAAACGUAUCCUCACCUUCACCUGCUCACUUUAAAGCAUCACUUGCAUUUCUGUUGCAAUUAAGUUUCUUCCCUCCUUAAAGAACCUCAGAUGGUGGGGCUUUCCCCCCCUCUUCUAAACAUUGCAGAUUCAUUUAGGGAUUCCAGUACUGUAUUUCAAGCAUUCAGUUCUGUGUAAACAAGUCAACAGUUCAGCUUACAUGCACCCUUGUGCUUUUGAGACAACUGUUACAACUGGAGAUGGUUUGGUUUUGGGGUAAUUGUAUUUAUAGUCUGGUGAAGUUAACACAGCAUUCUGAUUGAAACGAAUGAUACUGGAUUAUUUGGCCCAAUGCUCUGCUCCUCAGUGUAGUUUUUCACAGCUUGCCUAUUUUCCAGCCCAUUCACUUUCCGAAUUUUGCUCUCGUGUCCUAAUUUGUCAGUCAUCAGUAACGUUAGCUGCUAGACAUAAAUAUUUACUGCCUGAUGGAGAGGUCUUAGCUUAGGUGGCUUCGGUGGCGGAAUCUCAGACACUUUGGGGCAAUCCUAAACAGGUCUUAAAGACACUGUGUUGAGAGGUGCCCUCAGUGGGCAGAUAAUCCCGAGAAAUGUAUUUGUUUGCUGAACAAAUUGCAGUGCUGCGCUUCGAAGCUGCGCUUGCAACGACAAACUAAGCAUUGGUUGGAAGAGAUCAGCGAGAUAAAGGAGCAUCAUCUACUAUUGCUAUGAUCUGUUUAAGACAUACAGCAGCUAAAUUCUGACAAAUGACCACUGAAAGCAGAUAAAAGGUACAGCAGAUGUUUGGGCCUCUCCUUCAUCCCCUCUCCCCCCAGCUCUUUUUGGCUUCAUCUGCAAAAUUGCAGAGAUUAACAGAAUUAUACUACUCUUCAUGCACAUUUAGAGUUUCUUUUCUUUCCUAUUUUUGUUUUGCUGUCACUGCUACUUUUUCUGAUAGAGCAACGUGGCAUGUAUCUUAUUCGUGUGUAGUAUUGAAUGGCUAGAAGCAGCAGCAAGCAGGUGCAUUUGCUGUGGGGAAAUGGCCCCACCUCUGAUUCAGGCUUUAGGUUCCAUGGGAAAGAUUCUUCCUGGGAAUCUCAAAUCUAAAAUGCACCCCCCAGCUCAGGAAGGUCAAUGGGUCCAGUAAAAGAAACUGGCAAGGGAAAUCACGUUAAAUGUACAGAGCAUUAGGAAUGCCUCCCUCAGUGAGGAUUUUUAUGUUUGGUAUUUGCAGUUGAGCAGUUUGAUCUGUAACAGCACUUCCCCCCCCACACACACACACACACGUCUUUUGAGGAGUUUUGGUCUAAGUAACGAAGAUGUAAGUAAAGUGCUGUUGUCCUGCCAGUCUGAUUCACAUUAAAAGCUUAUCUUUGUGGCUUGGAGUGGUCAGUGCUCUAUUUGAGGGUCGUAUUGAUGUUUAAAACGUCCUGGAAAACAAGGUCCUAAUUAGACUAGCAUAGAGGGUUAGAAAUAUACUGAAGCUCACUAUGGGGCAAUAUGAUGAGUAUCUGUAGCUCAUAAGAUCCUGCAUUGUAUUACACAUUCCUGAAUUGUAGAGACUUGGUCCAAUGCUGGGUCAGUGUUUCUACUGUAUUGUAACAAGAACAAGGCACAAAAAUUGGCUGUCUGUCUACAUCACCACAGAGAAGGGCUAUUAACAUCUAUAUAAAAGAGAGUUUUAAGAGUUGGAAGUAGGUUUGAAGCUAGAAAGUUACCACCUCUGCUGAAAAGCGUAGGAAUUCCAGUUAUCUGGUUCCUCCGUAAACACACACAUAGCACACGAGCUUUAUUUGCUUUUUGUUUGUUUGGGGAAUGAAUGAAUUAUUCAACUUCAAUUAGAUUGGGAGGCAACCAGGCAUAUUAGUUUCCAUUGAAUUCUGUUUGAAGGGGAGCACCUCCUUUUGUUUGUAUUGUUUCUCAUCAUGGGAACCACCCAAAUCUGCUAAUCCUUGCUUGUAGUUCUUGAUAACCCCAACAGUUUUCUCAUUCGGCCAUACCGUUUAUUCACUGUCAGGCUCCUGCAAAUAGCCAGUGCUCUGAACUUUGUCCAAAUCAGAUUGGGGCUGAUUUGGAUGUCAAAUAAAAUAGAAUCAGUUUUCUAAAUCAUUUUGCAUGAUGGAGUCAGAUUGAUUUUUCAGAUGAGCUCAGAUUUUUGUCUGGACUUCAUUUGCACCCCCUGUUAUUAUGCAUUAGAUUAGGGGCACCAAUUCCCUAAAAUUACCAAAUAAGCUCACAUGGAAGUAGAAUCUGAAUACUUCCUGGCUUUUAGUUUGUAUUUUAAGCCAAUGAGUAUUUAUUACCAUGACGUUCCAGAAACAGCACAGUGCAGCAUUGCCUUUAAAAACUGAGGUAGUGUAAUAAAAAUUGGUGUACAUAUAUUUACAAUAUGAAUUCCUAAAGUUCAUAGAAUUCUAAAGAGCCAUUUAGGCCAAGUGUAAUCCUCUUGUUUAGUGCAAGAAUCUAUAUUAAACAUUCCUGACAGGGUGGGUUUAUUUUGGGGGAGGGGGUCUAGUCUCUGCUAGGAUACCUCCAUUGAAGGGGAACCAACACUUGGUUUGGAAAUUAGCUCAUUAUUGGUUUGAGCCCCACUCUUCCCAGAGGUGAUGUAAAAAGUUGGUAACACCCAGGAUUGUUUUUGGUUGGCUGAUAUUUUCACUGUUUCGGUCAUAACCAUUUUCUUUAUUUGAAGCAGUGGAGAGGAAGAAAAAAUAGAUGCAUCUUUUUGAAAUUGAGAAUUAAGGUAUAGGUGGGAUUCAAGUGGGUAAUUAACAUUUCUAAAGGCCUUGAAGGAUUGUGGGUGAACACCUUUUCCUUUUUAAUAUCAUAUAUGUUGCAUUCCAGCAUUGAGGAUUUGCAGUUGUGUAAACAACACAAGCUUUAGAGCUCGAAGCCAUUUAUAAUCUUUAAGUUCAACUUUUCUGUUUACAUUCAGCUACUGUGCAUUUUUAUUCAGAUUCUGGCCAACCAUGUAUAGCAAAUAGCUAAUUGUCCAUCGGUACUAUCUGUAAGGGAAGAUAGAUAUGAUCCAGAUUGAGGGAGGAUUCUCUUGCCUAUCAAUCUGACAGGGAGUAGCUGGAGGUGGGUUUGUUGGGCUUUUGGUCUGUCAGCUGAAUAUUUGGUUCAUGUGUUGUCCACUCUCUGCUAUGCAACCGAUUCCCUAACAAGUCCGAAGAGUGAUUAAAAACUUGUUGGGACUGCCUGGAUGAUUUCUCCAUUCAUGCUACCACUGUUUUGUUGGACAUUAAUUCACACUUGUAGGGCUGCUCUCCUGGCCAUGAAGCUGCUGUCCUCUUCUGACCCUGUGUCUGGGGCAGGACAUGGGUCUCCUAGAAUUCUGUCCUCGUCAAGGUUAUUCUGUGAAUAGAAGGGAUUUCUGUGACUCCCUUAUACAGGAUGAGUCACGUUCCUGCUGAGUGUUGAACCAGGCACUGGGAACCUAAGUGGUGUGUGAGUCUAAUAUAAAAGGAAGCCUCCCAUCAGAUGACAUGGGAUCCAGAGUCCUUUCAUCUUGUACUUCGGAGAUCUCUUGUCCAGAUGUUCUUGAAAUUCUGGAUUGAUCAGGGUAAUCAGCACAAUUGUAUGUUGCACUGUAGUCUCCUACUUUAAAUCCAAGGGACAGAUGGGGAAGUAGUUGGGGUGGGUACUAGAAUUCAGCUAAGAAAUGUUGGGCAUAAUCAGUUCAAACAAUUUAAAAGCCCACUUGAGUUCUUAAUCUCAGUUCCCCAGCCCCUUAAUGCCCAGCUGUCGUAGGUGGAAUUUAUCUAGCAUGCUCCUUGACCUUAUUGGUGGGGGAUGAUCAGAACAGUCGAGAACAUCUGGAGAGCACCAGCCUGGUUUGUCAGUGACUUGCAGCAACAAAAAUAGGUCUUUGGUGCGCCAGCAGGUGGCAUUAAAGCCUCUGUAUAAUGUAUACCAAGUACAAAGUGGCAUAUCAGUCUUAAUAUUUCUUGUCCUAGCCCUGUGCUUUUAUGACCUUCUGUGUCUUAUUGCAUAAUAAAUGUAUUAGAUUUUCAAGGUAUUAAUGUGGUAAGAUUGUUCUGAUUGGCCAGAUUUUGAGACAGGUAACAUGUCACCUUCAGCCGUGGUUUGCUUCUCAGUCGUUUAUUGGAUAGACCAUAGUUGGCUGGAGUCAAUCUGACAAGCCAAGACAAAGCACACUGCGGCUUACUGCGGUGAGUAUCAAAUGUCAAGUUAUAUUUAUAGCAAGCGGCUGAAAUUUGUAGAACUUAAUUUAUGCAUGGCCUUGUCCAUAUAGUCACCAGGAGUUGAGACUAACUCGAAGGCACCACCCAGGAAAAAAAAAACAUGGUAUAUAUGUGACCUUAAUUGGCUAAAUUAGGAUCUGUCUGUUUCUUCAGAACAGAGGUUGAGGGAGAAGCUGCUUUACUCUGAAUAAUGCUUACUUGGACAGGUGUAUUUAUGGAAUUAAUACGUUGAUAAUCUCGGCUUUCGGUACAAAUAAAUGUUCAGAGUACUUUAUGAAACAACAGACGAUCAAGUAAAAAUAAAUGAAACAUAGAAGCCACGAACUCAAAAACUUGAGCAACUAAAAAGGGGUGUGUUUGCUUUGAGAAAGCAUAGUGCCCAGUUCUAUGCAGUGCUAAUUUCAGUUGUAAAAUGAGCCAGCGCUCCUAAAAACAGAUUUGGGCUGGGAGGAUUUAGGCUGCUACCCUGUACAUCUCUGAAAAACUUCGAAACAAGCAUGCAGGAUUCAUAUGCAUCCAUCAGUUUAUAAAUGGCCUCUCGUGAAAAUGGCACACGAAUCCUCAAUCCAUUUUAGUGUCUAUUCUGCUGGGGAAUUUUGUGUGGGGUGAGUGAGGAGAGGUAGCCCUCAUGCAGAUUCAAAAUGGGAGUCAACAGACUUUAUAUCUGUAUUAAAACUGAAAGCUUGCCUGAGUUUAGAUCACUAUUAAAUAACUUGACAUUUUUCAAUUAUGAAUAAUCACUCAUAUCCUGCUUGUAACAUUAUGGGUGAAAAUUGUUCCUAUUUUAUUUGAAUAAAAGACAUUUGAGUUAA